AUGAACCCCGCCAAUGCCUCCCACUCCACCACCCGAACGAGCUCAACCCCGGCCUCCGCUCUGCGCCCACGAACCCGCCGACUCAUUUCCGGUCUUGACGAAGAGCUAGGGGACAAUAUUGGUAGUGGUGGGAGCACUCGCAUACCUUCACCCUAUGAAUCACCCUUCAGCUCGCGGGCCGCAUCGCCUAUCCCUAGCACGCACCCCUCACGCCCAGUGACUUCACAAUCCGUACCACGCUCGCACCCAGCUGGCAAGUCAGAUCGACCAGGCGCUCUGGGACAAAACAACGGGCAGGACUCCCUUAAUGCACUCUCGGGACUAUGGGGCAACUCGUGGACAGCGCUGCAAGGGCUAGCGUCGAAUGUGCUCGGCGGCGACACAACGGCUGGCACUAAGGACAAUCCUACGAGGAGGAGAAGGCCGUCGGGAGCGGCCCGCACUCGUAGCUCAAGCAAUGCGCGGUCUGCGCAAUGGGGCCCAUCGGGCUCUACAGAGUGUCAAGUUGGAGCAGGAUCGCGGGAAGAAAGGGAGAAUCUCGUUCGCGCAAUGAAGCGGAAGGACCUCUUGUCGGCCAACGGGCAUGCGUACCCAGACGCUUCAGGGAGACACAAGCGGAGAACCUCAGACGACCGGUUCUCUGUCUCUGCACCGCCGGCGGAGCAUGACGACCGGGAUGCACUGGUAUAUCUGCACCACGUCCGGCCGCAAGACACUCUCGCCGGCAUCACAAUAAAGUACAAUUGCCAGGCAGCGGUGCUGCGGAAAGCCAACCGAAUGUGGCCGAACGACACAGUCCAGUGCAGACGAACCUUGGUCUUGCCGGUUGAUGCCUGUGGCGUGAAGGGCCGUCCGGCUCCUGCGUCUCAAGAGAGCGCGGCAGAACGGGAAGAGGAAGAUCUGUUGCUCGGCGGAACUGAGAUUAAGGAUGAUUCAAGAUCAGACACAACACCCACUCCGACACCCACACUACCCAAUGGCUGGCACCGCCGUACGUCUACUUCCACCCACUCGGCAACUGCCAGCCACUCCCAGCACCCGCCAUCAUCAGCGACCUCUUCGCAAACCGAAAGCGACCCACCCUGGAUACACGACUCCUGGGUGAUUCUUCCAGGCGACGCCAAUCCCACGGAAAUUGCCCGCCUUCCCCGCCGAAGUCUCGGUUACUUCCCCCGUGCUAGACGAAAAUCCACCAACUUCUCCGAAUCCGCCACGCCCUCCACCUCCUUUGACCUCCCUCGCCCAUCUACCUCCGAUGACUCCACGCCCACUAUACAUCCUCCCAGCCAAUCCAUCCCAAACAGCCCCAGCAACACCACCUCCGCAUCCAAACUUUCCCGCCCGCCCCGCAUCCGCAGCACUUCCAACACCAGCACCACAAGCCAGCCGCGGCACAAACCCGCCUUCAUCCUCCAGGGCCCCGGCGGCGUCGGGACGCUCUCGCCCUCCGUCCGCUCCCCCGGCCCCGCGGCCGACGGCCUGAACAAGAACUUCGCGAAAUACCUGCCCUCGGUCGCGCCGCCUCCUUCACAGUCCCACUUCACGCCGUGGGCGCCCAGUUUACUCGACGCGGUGAGCCCCGUCCUGACGCCGAGCGGCGCGCGGAGUCCUGCUGCAGGAGGGCCAGGCGCCGGGUUCGAGAUCGAGCAGCUGGGCGGUGCGAUCGAGGGGUGGGUGAGGAAGAUGGCGGGGAAGGCGAGCAAGGCUGCGACGAGCUUGGGUGAAGGGAAGCCGGCAGCGCUGAAUAGCAAAGCUGCCAAGGCGGGAGUGGGGCCUGCGGGACUGGGGGCCGGGACUGGGGUCGGGGAUUUGAUUGAGCUGACAGAUGCGUUUGAGAUUGGGGAGGAUGAGGAUGGGGUGGAGGAGGAGGUUGGGAGGGGUAGAGCAUUUCAGGAUGGUCAUGAAGUAUCGGGCCUGACGAGGAGGUCUAGGAACAGGGAAGGUAGCAAGGGGACUAAGGGUGGAAAGGAUGAUUGA
This is a messenger RNA of Coniosporium apollinis CBS 100218, 1977 nucleotides long. RefSeq lists its product as uncharacterized. The record is from RefSeq and is a predicted model, not a curated record. The transcript has a single exon. NCBI's taxonomy places the organism in Eukaryota, Fungi, Ascomycota, Dothideomycetes. Bases 1 to 1977 code for a protein of 658 amino acids.